CCAAAACCAAUCAUCAAUGGAUCCAAAAUCGAACCUAAAGUAUGGUUUGCAAAUGAACGUACUUGGCUUAAUUGGUGUCGAACUGGACUUUUACUUGGAACUUUUGGAAUCGCACUGGUCAACUGCUCACCUUCCACUGGUGCUCGUCUUCUAGGUGUGGUAUAUACUGCGAUCGCGGUGGCAACAAUAAGUUAUGGAUGGAUAGUUUACCAGAAACGAAUUCGAAUGAUUAAAGAUAAAUUCCCAGGCCAUUUUGACGAACUGUUAGCACCAGUCUUCAUUGCAUGUGCUCUCUUUCUGGCUAUCUUGUUGAAUUUUGUCUUUCGA
Melampsora larici-populina 98AG31 is the source of this 327-nucleotide messenger RNA. RefSeq lists its product as uncharacterized. The transcript is spliced from 3 exons. The annotation marks the transcript as partial. Lineage: Eukaryota; Fungi; Basidiomycota; Pucciniomycetes; Pucciniales; Melampsoraceae. The record is from RefSeq and is a predicted model, not a curated record. Gene Ontology annotation, cellular component: vacuolar transporter chaperone complex; fungal-type vacuole membrane.